AUGCAAUCCAUUCGGCGAAGGAUCGACCGCUUCAAGCAGCAGGAUCUCUUUGUUUCGCGCGUGGUGUUCGUGAAAGAGAACUUUGCAAAGUUAAAAGUACUUGGCGUGUACCGGGGUGCCCGGGAUGGUCCAUUCUUCCACCGGAUGGUCUACUAUGUGCCCGAUAUAUUCUUUGUGCUACAGAUCGCCACCAUAGUGUGGGAUCUGGCGGGCGUCCUGGACGACAUCGGUCUGUUCGGGGACGAUAUGUGCAUUCUGACGGGGUUGGUGAUGAUGCUGGUUAAGAAGUGGCACUGCAUCGUCAGUAUCGAGCGAUUGGACGAGUGCAUCGAGCAGUUUCAGCUGUACUUUGAACGCUACAUGAACAGCGGGGAACAGUUUGUCGAUCGUAUUCGGCGCCAGAAGUUGCAAGAAGUUGUGCUCUUAUAUUUCGCCAACGCACUGGCCGUAAUACUAGGCGGUACCUUGAUCUUGCACGCACUCCUCUCCAACGGUGAGUCCUUUAUCUUGCGCGCCCGGUAUCCUUUCAAUACGGCCACUCCGCUCGGAUACGGGUUCGUGUUCCUGUGCCAGGCCUUUCUGGUUUCGUAUGUGCUGUUCAACGUGGUGUACUUUGACUCUGUGGGCUCACUGAUGCUCAGCCAGCUGUCGCUGCUGUUUCAGCUGCACCGGAUGGAGUUUGAGGCGAUCGGCGAGGGGCUGCUGCUUCCACCGGUUGGACCGCUGCACGGCGACGAUGCGAUCCGUUUGCAAAUUCACAAGUUAAUUGAAAGCCACCAGCAGCUGCUCCAGUUUGGUGAUCGGGUGAAGCGGCUGUAUGAGCCCAACAUUAUGGCGCAGUUCGUGUGCAGCAUGGUCAUCAUCUGCCUCACCGCAUUCGAGCUGAUGUUCUUCAAGGGCGAUCUGAUGCAGAUGUUCCGCUUCGGGGCGUACAUGGUGACGGGAUUUUUUCAGAUAUUCGUGUGGAGCUUCUUUGGCAACCGCGUUACCGCCACGUCUACUAGCAUCCACGAAGCGAUUAGCACGAGCAACUGGAUCGUGCUCAAUGAUCGACUGAAGAAGGACCUCCGCUUCACGAUGAUGCGCGCCCAAAAACCGUUCGUCAUCGAUGUUUACUGGCUGUUUCCGCUGACAUACGAAACGUUCAUUGCGAUCCUAAGCAGAUCGUACUCGAUGUUUACGCUGCUUCGCACAAUGAUCGAAUGA
This is a messenger RNA of Anopheles coustani, 1206 nucleotides long. RefSeq names its product odorant receptor 4-like. Gene Ontology annotation, molecular function: olfactory receptor activity; odorant binding. The coding region runs from base 1 to 1206 and encodes 401 amino acids. Gene Ontology annotation, biological process: detection of chemical stimulus involved in sensory perception of smell; sensory perception of smell. The transcript has 6 exons. NCBI's taxonomy places the organism in Eukaryota, Metazoa, Arthropoda, Insecta, Diptera, Culicidae. Gene Ontology annotation, cellular component: plasma membrane. The record is from RefSeq and is a predicted model, not a curated record.